AUGGAGGUGGAGGUCAAUAAAAUGGAACUGUUCCAGAAAGCUGAUUCUGGUCUGGAUUGCAUUCUGUACAGGCUGGAAUAUAAAAUCAAGAACAAUCAUCCUAAUUCAACUGGCAAGAAAGAUCCAGUUACACUCUGGAAAGAAUUGUCAGCGAUAAAAUCUCAAUAUCGGACUUUGCAUACAUACUUUAAACCAGUUGCUGUUGAACAGAAAGAGAUGAAAGGCCGCAUUUGUAUUACUUUGAACACGACUAUGACCAUGAUACAACAACUGCAAAAGCUAACAGACCUGAAGCUAUCACCACUGACUGAAGAAAAGAAAACUACAGAAAAGCAACUAAAAUCUCAUGUGCCAGACUUGUGA
Chrysochloris asiatica (Cape golden mole) is the source of this 363-nucleotide messenger RNA. RefSeq names its product spindle and kinetochore-associated protein 2-like. The record is from RefSeq and is a predicted model, not a curated record. Gene Ontology annotation, molecular function: microtubule binding. Gene Ontology annotation, biological process: mitotic cell cycle; cell division; chromosome segregation. Gene Ontology annotation, cellular component: spindle microtubule; outer kinetochore. The transcript has a single exon. The coding region runs from base 1 to 363 and encodes 120 amino acids. Lineage: Eukaryota; Metazoa; Chordata; Mammalia; Afrosoricida; Chrysochloridae.